UUUCUGUUAUAGGAAUCAAGUAAGAUAAUAGGCUUCACAAAUGAUUUACAUGUAGUGUGCUUCAUUCCUCGUAAGAACACUUAAUUUCAGUGUUGUUCUAUAUAUUUGAAACUGCCUUUUUGUCAGCACUUUUGGUUUGUUCUGAAUGAUCUUGGCAUGUGGUUCCUGGUUGAUGUUUUUAUUUAUGGUUUCUAUUUAUACAUGCAACCAGUGGUUUCAUAGGUAUUUAUGAUGUUCCCCACUUCAUCAAGACAUUAAAAUAUGAUGUCCGUAUUGCUAUGAGCGUCCCAGAUAUCAUUACAAACGGAAAAGCUAAGAAGCUGAAAGCCUACCAGAUCCGGCCACCUCUAGAUGCACCGGUAACUUGGUAUACGACAGUUGCUUUAGAGAAGAUGAAGAGUUAUGGGGCUAUCUAUUUAACUCCAUUUUCACAUCGCUUGGCAGAAGAUAUAAAUGAUCCAGAGAUCCAGACAUUUCGAUGCCAGGUGAAUUAUCAUGCAUUACGAUUCAAGCCAAACAUCAUGAAAACAAGCAGUGAGAUAGUGAAUAAACUCCGCUCAGAAGGCCAUUUCAUGUCGAUUCAUCUUCGGUUUGAGAUGGAUAUGCUUGCUUUUGCUGGGUGCAUUGAUAUAUUUACACCUCAGGAACAGAAAAUUCUGAUCAAGUACCGCAAGGAAAAUUUUGCAGAAAAAGAACUUGUCUAUAGGGAAAGACGACUCAUUGGGAAGUGCCCUUUAACUCCAGAAGAGGUAGGUCUUAUCCUUCGUGCACUGGGCUUUGAUAAUACAACACACAUUUACCUUACUUCUGGAGAUCUCUUUGGUGGGAAACGCUUCAUGAGGCCCUUCAAGGCUAUGUUUCCGCGCCUAGAAAACCAUAGCUCCGUUGGACCUGGAAAGCUGGAAGAAAAUACCCAUGGGUUGGCAGGUUCUGCAGUUGAUUACAUGGUCUGUCUCCUAUCAGACAUUUUUAUGCCCACAUAUGAUGGCCCAAGCAACGUUGCAAACAACCUCACUGGUCACCGCCUAUACUAUGGUUUCCGUACCACCAUCACACCAAAUAGGAAGGCCCUUGCUCCGAUAUUCAUGGACAGGGAAGUAGGCUCGACAGCUGGUUUUGAGGAGCGAGUGAGGCAGGUCAUGAUGAAGACAUAUGUUGGUGGCCCCCACAAGCGCAUUCAUCCGGAACCUUUCUAUACAAACUCAUGGCCAGAGUGCUUUUACCAGGAGAACCCUAGGAAUCAUGCAGACAAAUGCCCACCAGACAAUAUAUACGAGGUUCUGGAGAAUCAAUUUCGGAGUGAAGAGAAUGAAGAAAGUAUAGAAGUGAAAGCCACGAGUCAGACUGAUUCAAUCAGCCAAACCGAAGAGAUUGUGAUUUAACUGAGGAACCAAACUGUUAUUGUCUCAGAGGACGAGACUGGAUCAUUUAUGCCUGUAGCAGAUUAUUGCAUUUUCGAAUGGAUUGACUAUCGAGGGUACGGUCAGGCCUAAUAAACUUUGAUGGAGGUAGUAUUUCAUCACAAAAAAGUCACAAAAAAUUACACAUGUAGUCUACAUCCAUAUGAGCAUCUAUUUUUUUGGGUUGUUUUUGGAACUUCAGAAUACCAUUUUGGCACUAUUGAAAAUAUAGUGCUCAC
This is a messenger RNA of Triticum aestivum (bread wheat), 1639 nucleotides long. Its product is annotated as O-fucosyltransferase 1. The record is from RefSeq and is a predicted model, not a curated record. Gene Ontology annotation, cellular component: endosome; cytoplasm; trans-Golgi network. Bases 279 to 1382 code for a protein of 367 amino acids. Lineage: Eukaryota; Viridiplantae; Streptophyta; Magnoliopsida; Poales; Poaceae. The transcript has 4 exons.